Messenger RNA from Alligator sinensis (Chinese alligator), 2084 nucleotides. RefSeq names its product phosphatidylinositol 4-kinase type 2 alpha (gene PI4K2A). Gene Ontology annotation, molecular function: 1-phosphatidylinositol 4-kinase activity. The record is from RefSeq and is a predicted model, not a curated record. Gene Ontology annotation, biological process: Golgi organization; endosome organization; phosphatidylinositol phosphate biosynthetic process. NCBI's taxonomy places the organism in Eukaryota, Metazoa, Chordata, Crocodylia, Alligatoridae. Gene Ontology annotation, cellular component: lysosomal membrane; trans-Golgi network; endosome.
AUGGGGCUGAGUCCUGGCAGAGAGCGUGGCUCCUGGGGCCACGGCCAGUGCUGGCGGAGGAGGGUUGCAGCGGGCAGGGCCGUGGCACAGUCGGAGCAGGGCUUGUGCGUGGGCGUCGGGGCAGUCUCUCCCUGCUCCCCCGGCCCAGACCCCGCUCUCUGUGCCCUGCAGAAGGUCAUCGGCGUGUUCAAGCCCAAGAACGAGGAGCCCUACGGGCAGCUGAACCCCAAAUGGACCAAAUGGCUGCAGAAGCUGUGCUGCCCCUGCUGCUUCGGGCGCGACUGCCUCGUGCUCAACCAGGGCUACCUGUCUGAGGCCGGUGCCAGCCUGGUGGACCAGAAGCUGGAGCUUAACAUUGUGCCCCGCACAAAGGUGGUGUACCUGGCCAGCGAGACCUUCAACUACAGCGCCAUCGACCGCGUGAAGUCCCGCGGGAAGCGCCUGGCCCUGGAGAAGGUGCCCAAGGUCGGGCAGCGCUUCCACCGCAUCGGCCUCCCGCCAAAGGUGGGCUCCUUCCAGCUCUUCGUGGAGGGCUACAAGGACGCGGACUACUGGCUGCGGCGGGUUGGGGCCGGGCCCCGGCCGAACACGAACCGGCAGCUGCUGCUGCAGUUCGAGAGGCUGGUGGUGCUGGACUACAUCAUCAGGAACACAGACCGGGGCAAUGACAACUGGCUCAUCAAGUAUGACUGCCCCCUGGACAGCGCCGGCGCGCGGGACAGUGACUGGGUUAUGGUGAAGGAGCCCAUCAUCAAGCUGGCCGCCAUCGACAAUGGCCUGGCCUUCCCCCUGAAGCACCCCGACUCCUGGAGAGCAUACCCCUUCUACUGGGCAUGGCUGCCUCAGGCCAAAGUGCCCUUCUCACAGGAGAUCAAGGACCUGAUCCUACCUAAGAUCUCGGACCCCAACUUUGUCAAGGACCUGGAGGAGGAUCUCUACGAGCUCUUCAAGAAGGAUCCUGGCUUUGACCGGGGGCAGUUCCACAAGCAGAUCGCGGUCAUGAGGGGGCAGAUCCUGAACCUGACGCAGGCGCUGAAGGACGGGAAGAGCCCCCUGCACCUGGUGCAGAUGCCGCCAGUGAUCGUGGAGACGGCGCGCUCGCACCAGCGCAGUGCCAGCGAGGCCUACACCCAGAGCUUCCAGAGCCGGAAGCCCUUCUUCUCCUGGUGGUAGCGCCGGGGCUGGGACUGAGAGGGGCCGGGACCCCACUCGGCCCCGAGCUCAGCCCUACGGGUGAGCGGACGGGGCACUGGACCCUGUGCGGUGGGGCCUGGAGCAGUCCCCUGCCCAGCUCCAAUGGACAAUCCCUCGGCUGGACGCCCCGGGCCCAGCCCAUGUGCAGCUCCGAGCGCAUGGGCCAGAUCCGUCCAGCACGUUACCAGUAGCCUGCUGCCCCCUGCACCAGACUGCAGGCCCAGCGCUGGCACCCCCUCCUGCAUGUUGCUCCCUGGGGGGCGGGCAGCCGUCCUCGCCAGCCGGUGCCUGGCACUUCUCUCUGUGGCUGCAUCCCGUUGGCUCCCAGACUCCUGGGUCCGUGCUGCAGAGGCACCUGUUGAGUGCAAGGGGCUGGGCGGGGGCCCAAGGCAGUGGCGGCAGCAGCAGCUAUGGGCUGGGAAGGGGCUGUCGGAGGCUGCAGGGCCCUGCCUCUUGCAUCAAGUUGCACGUCUGGGCUGUGGGUACUGUCAGGGUGCUUGGGGCGCUUCCGCUCGCUCCCCGGAGCGGCUAGGGCCAAAGUGCUGCUGCUGGGCCCUGCAGGGCCUGGCGCCUGCUCCAUGGUGGGGUGCGGGGGCCUGGCUGAGCCCCGGCUCAUCUCUGCUUGGUUUGGGGUGGGUCAAACUGCUCUGGGGCCCUGCAGGCUGCGGGGCCCGUGGGCCGGCAUGCGGGGCUAGGGUUGGCUGACACCCUGCUGGGGCAGGGGUGCCCACUCCCUCCCCAGGCUGGCAGGGCUCAGUCCCUUGGGCACAGGGGUGAUGAGCUCCUAGAGCUCGUGGGAGGGGCUGCGCCCCCCCCGGCUGCAUUUGCCACUGACCCAAAAUGUAUCGUUCCAAUGCACUGUAGAAAUGUACGUAAUGUAUUUAAACCAA